Molecule: messenger RNA, 1268 nt
Organism: Halichondria panicea
Lineage: Eukaryota; Metazoa; Porifera; Demospongiae; Suberitida; Halichondriidae
Product: dynein regulatory complex protein 9-like
Exons: 9
Coding region: 57-1196 (379 amino acids)
Biological process (GO): cilium organization
Cellular component (GO): motile cilium; cytoplasm
Molecular function (GO): protein binding
Source: RefSeq, a predicted model, not a curated record
UAGUCUAUUGGAAGAAGCUUCAAAGCUGAAGUGGUCUCUAUGGUGACUGUACAACAAUGCAAAUGGCGACUUCUAAAAGUCUGCGAUUGUCUCCUGCUGACCGCGAGGCUGCGGUGGCCGUCCUACAAGACUGUGUAGAUCAACUGGCCAUCCUGGGUGGAAUCAUGCCCUCCCAUAACAAGCCCUCUGCUGUGGACACUGUGAUGGGUGAUGAGCUGAAACAGAUUCUGGAGAGCCAGCGUCAUUUAGAGGCAGAAUUUGAAGGGAUGGGUUUGGAGGGUGGUAGUCUGAGAGACCAUGCACAUAGCCUCAAUGCCACUGCUCAAGCUGCCAAGACCUCCAAGGCUGUACAGGAGAACAUGGCCAAGUUACAGGGUGAUCGUGAGUUUCUGGAGGACCUUAUGACUGAGGCUCUGAGAGAGGUGUCAUGUGAGGGGACCUUUACACAGCUCACAACCAGACUCAGACAGUGUCAUGAGGACAAGCAUCACAAGGAGCAAACCAUACUCAGGGAAGAGGAGUGUCGGAGGAGGGUGCGUCAGCUCAAGAAACAACUGGUGGAGCUGCGGAGGGACAAGGAGGACCAACUGAGUGAGCUGAGUGAGCAGAUUGCUCACCUCAGGGACCAGCUACAAGAGCUCAAAGCCAAGACAAGCCUUGAGGCUAAGUAUGUCAAGAAAGAGUCACAGGUGACAGUGGAGGUGUUGCAGCGUCGGCAUGGCAACAGUGAGGGGUCACUGCGUGAGAGUGAGGGGACUCUAGAGCAACAGUUAGCAGAGGAGGCGUGUGUGAGUGGGCGUAUUGAGGCCUACCUCAAGAAACAUUACGAAGAGUUGGCAGAGAAGGUUGAUCACUGGAUGACCAGACACGAACAAGACAUCGAGAUGAAGGGACGCGAUCUUCACGAACUCAAGCAAAGCAAGGCAAGUGGUCUAAUGAAACUAGAGGAGCUGACUCAGCAGUACAAUGAGUUCAAUGAAGUGGUGGUGGAACAUCGACUGCUCAAGGAGAAGCUGCGACUCAAGGCAGAGCAAGCAGAGAGAGAGGCCAAAGCUGCCACUAAGGUACAGGCCUGGUGGAAGGGAGUGAUGGUGAGGAAACAGUUGGGACCCUACUCCAAGAAAAAGAAAGGCAAGAAAGGAAAGAAAGGCAAGAAGGGAAAGAAAGGAAAGAAAGGAAAGAAAAAGAAGAAAUGAACUAAACGACCUUUGCAUGCAUAACUCUUCACACAAUAGCAAUAAUUAUUAUAAAAGUUUUGGAACACGUAA